Messenger RNA from Trichosurus vulpecula (common brushtail), 2313 nucleotides. RefSeq names its product cathepsin K (gene CTSK). Gene Ontology annotation, molecular function: cysteine-type endopeptidase activity. Lineage: Eukaryota; Metazoa; Chordata; Mammalia; Diprotodontia; Phalangeridae. The coding region runs from base 640 to 1638 and encodes 332 amino acids. The record is from RefSeq and is a predicted model, not a curated record. The transcript is spliced from 8 exons. Gene Ontology annotation, biological process: immune response. Gene Ontology annotation, cellular component: lysosome.
UCUGAGAGUCUUGAAAGAAAAAUAGAUUUGAAGAAAAAAAGGUUGAGUCAUCUAGGAGUGGGAGGUAGAAUGGUCUCUAAAAUAGGAGUGAAGGUCAUCUGCUGAUAAUUUCAGUGUUAUAAGACAUUGCUGAUCUUACAGACUAGAAAGAACAUUGCUCUGUGUGUGUGUGAAAGGAAACAGUACCCCAAAUGAUGGGGGAGUAUGGCUAUGUGUGUGAAAAAUUAGUUUGGUGGGACUAGGAAGGCCAAGCUAGCACCCCACAGCCUGUACUACUUCUCAGCCAGAAGACAGGCAGAGAAGACAAAACUUAGGAGGAUCUUGUGUUGAGGCUGAAUAGUCCAGCUGUUUUCUGUGUGCCACAAAGUCAUGUGAAACUCAACACUCAGCAAUCAUUGUACCCAGUUGAUAUGCAAAUCUAUUCUCCUCCUUCUCUUCUCCCUUUUGGUCUCCUUCCUCACUGUUCCCUCUCCCCCCUCCUCCUGCCUGCUACUUCCCGGCCUGACAGUCCAGAUUUUCCAGCCGACUGCUGGAGCUGACUUCCUCAAACUUUUUGGAAUAAAACUAGCAUCUGUAAUCGUCCACUCAGAUACGUGCCUUUGCCUUCCUCUCCAGACUAGAGGACAGACCGUCAUCAGGAUGUGGGGGUUCAGCAUCCUGUUGCUGUUGCUGCCAUCGGUGGUGAAUUCUGCUUUGUACCCAGAGGAGAUGUUAGAUACACAGUGGAAGUUGUGGAAGAAAUCCUAUGGAAAAGAAUAUAACAGCAAGGUGGAUGAGAUCUCUCGACGUCUGAUUUGGGAAAAGAACCUGAAAUAUAUUUCCACCCACAACCUGGAAUUCUCUCUUGGUCUUCACACGUUUGAACUGGCGAUGAACCAUUUGGGAGACAUGACCAGCGAGGAGGUAGUACAGAAGAUGACUGGACUGAAGGUGCCCCUAUCUCGGUCCCAGAACAAUGACACCCUCUAUAUCCCCGACCAGGAGGGCAGAACCCCUGAUUCCAUUGACUACAGAAAAAAGGGAUAUGUCACCCCUGUGAAAAAUCAGGGUCAGUGUGGCUCCUGCUGGGCCUUCAGUUCUGUGGGUGCCUUGGAAGGCCAACUCAAGAAGAAGACUGGUAAACUCCUCAACCUGAGCCCCCAGAACCUUGUGGACUGUGUGUCCAAAAAUGAUGGCUGUGGCGGUGGGUACAUGACCAAUGCCUUCCAGUAUGUGCAGGAGAACCGGGGGAUAGACUCUGAAGAUGCUUACCCUUACAUUGGACAGGAUGAAAACUGCAUGUACAACCCUACUGGCAAGGCAGCAAAAUGCCGGGGGUACCGAGAGAUCCCUGAAGGGAGCGAGAAAGCCUUGAAGAGGGCAGUGGCCAGAGUGGGACCCGUAGCCGUUGCAAUUGAUGCAAGCUUGUCCUCUUUCCAGUUCUAUAGUAAAGGUGUGUAUUAUGAUGAAAACUGCAACAGUGAUAAUCUCAACCAUGCAGUGCUGGCUGUGGGAUAUGGGAUUCAAAGGGGCACCAAACAUUGGAUCGUUAAAAACAGCUGGGGAGAGCAGUGGGGCAACAAAGGUUACAUCCUGAUGGCCCGGAACAAGAACAACGCCUGUGGUAUUGCCAACCUGGCCAGUUUCCCCAAGAUGUGAUCGCCAUUCGACUGCCUUCGACCCUUUCUCCCCUCCUGCCCCUCGUUCUUGCAGGGUGGGGGACGCACUUUGGAAAGGAGCUGGCCAGUCUGUCUUGGAGCACACUUGGUGGUCUGCAGAUGGUUUACCUACAACCUACCUUUCAGUGUUACACAGUGCCCUUCAGAUGACAUCCUCCUCCUCCUCCUUCUUCUCUUCCUUUCUACAACCCCUACUACUACUCAUCUUCCUUUGAAAUUUCAGGGUCAGGUGUGAGGUAUAAGGGGUAAUUCUGAAAGGCACACACAUGCCCGUGGCCUGUGAGGUAUAGACAGCAUGUUGUUGGCGGCAGGCUGUCUGUCCUGGUGCUGCUGUUGUGCCCGUGUGAGGAGAGCUUGGAGAGCUUCCAAGCAGAGCAGACUCUCAUCCAGAUAGAAUAAGUCAGUCCUUUGUCCUUCCUAGAGGCAGAAAUGCCGACAACGACAUGGAAUUAUGUCAGUCUAGCUUUCAGGGUUUCUUCCAUCCAAGUCUGUGAGUCUCCAUAAUCUCUUCCUCAAAAGUGGGAGAUGCCUGUUUUCCAUCUUAUUUCAUGAAAGAAACUGAUUUUCUUAUUUUGUAGCAAGUUUAGGUUACACCAGAAACAUGUAUUUUCCCUCUCUGCUUAACUAUUUUGAAAUAAACUGAGUAUUGAUCACU